AGGUGUCGGGAUCCCGACCGCGCGGGGGGAGGGGGGGCGAGUGCAGGGGCGCGCGCGCGCGCUCCCGCCGUCCUCCCUGCCCCCUUCGCGCACACAUCCCUACAGCACACCCCCUCCCCCGCCGCCCGCCCCGCGCGCCGCCCGCUCCGCGGCCCCGCUCGGCCUCGCGCGCUCGGAAGGGAGUCGCGAGACGUCGGAGCGGCGGCCACGUAGCGCUGCGGCGGCGGCGGCCGAGGCCGGGUCUGAGGAGCGGCCCAGAGCGCAGACGUUGGGCAGGGGGAGGGGCCGGCCCGGCGGGCGGUGGGGACUGGAGCGACGCGGCGCGGCGACAGGCCCCCGCCGCGGGGAUGGGCCGCCGAAGCGGCGGCGGCGGCGGCGGCCCGGACAAGAUGCUCCAAGUCCCUUGUAGUUCUCUUCGAAAGAAGAUCAGGAGCGUUCUGCUCUGGCCGUAAGAACAGCCUUUUUUGACUAACAUGUUGCUGGUGCUGUGACACAGGAAGAACUGCGUGCAGACUCCAGGAGUUUCUUAUUUUCACUUCUUGAGUAGUUAGUUCUCUGUGGAUGGAGAAAGAUUCGAGUUUUAAUUGCCCUGUUUUCAAGGUGUUCUGUGUAGUCUGAACUGGGCCACUUCCCAAUGAGCUACACAGCCAGUCCUUGUCAGGAACUGGUUGAACCCUGUGCAGUGCAUGCAGAAGGAAUGGCCCAGGAAGAGAGCCAUCGAAGUCAAGCACCACCUACCUUCUAUCAUGGUGCUAGCCAGGAGCUCGACCUGUCCACCAAAGUAUAUAAAAGGGAAUCUGGAAGCCCUUACUCUGUUCUAGCAGAUUCCAAGAUGAGCAAACCACAUCUCCACGAGACCGAGGAGCAGCCAUAUUUCAGGGAGCCAAGGGCAGUGUCUGACGUGCACACUGUCAAAGAAGACCGGGAGAAUUCUGAUGACACAGAAGAGGAGGAGGAAGUCUCUUACAAAAGGGAGCAGAUCAUAGUGGAGGUAAACCUUAAUAAUCAAACAUUAAAUGUAUCUAAAGGGGAAAAGGGUGUCUCUUCUCAGUCCAAAGAGACUCCUGUUCUUAAGACAAGCAGCGAGGAAGAAGAGGAAGAGACUGAGGAGGACGCCACAGAUAACAGCAGUGACUACGGAGAGAACGGACGGCAGAAGAAAAAGGAGAAGCAAGUGGAGAAAGUCAGGGUUACACAAAGGCGAACCCGGAGAGCUGCCUCUGUUGCCGCAGCUACCACUUCCCCUACGCCCCGUACAACUCGAGGCCGGAGGAAGAGUGCAGAGCUACCUAAGAGGAAGAAGCGGGCCGCCAAGGAGCCUAAAGCGCCAGUCCAGAAAGCUAAGUGUGACGAGAAAGAGACUCUCACCUGUGAGAAGUGCCCUAGGGUGUUUAAUACUCGCUGGUACCUGGAGAAGCACAUGAACGUUACUCACAGGCGCAUGCAGAUCUGUGAUAAAUGUGGCAAGAAGUUUGUCCUGGAAAGUGAGCUGUCCCUUCACCAGCAGACAGACUGUGAAAAAAACAUUCAGUGUGUCUCCUGUAACAAAUCCUUCAAGAAACUCUGGUCCCUUCAUGAACAUAUCAAGAUUGUCCAUGGAUAUGCAGAAAAAAAAUUUGCCUGUGAGAUUUGCGAGAAGAAGUUCUAUACCAUGGCUCAUGUACGGAAACACAUGGUUGCACACACAAAAGACAUGCCAUUUACAUGUGAGACCUGUGGAAAGUCUUUCAAGCGCAGUAUGUCACUCAAGGUGCACUCCUUGCAGCAUUCUGGAGAGAAACCCUUCAGAUGUGAGAACUGCGACGAGAGGUUCCAGUACAAGUACCAGCUCCGCUCCCACAUGAGCAUCCACAUCGGGCACAAGCAGUUCAUGUGCCAGUGGUGCGGCAAGGACUUCAACAUGAAGCAGUACUUCGACGAGCACAUGAAGACGCACACUGGAGAGAAACCUUUUAUCUGUGAAAUCUGUGGCAAAAGCUUCACCAGUCGACCCAACAUGAAGAGGCACCGCAGAACUCACACAGGCGAGAAGCCCUACCCCUGUGACGUGUGUGGUCAGCGGUUCCGCUUUUCCAACAUGCUGAAGGCCCACAAGGAGAAGUGCUUCCGAGUGACCAGCCCAGUGAAUGUGCCACCAGCGGUCCAGAUCCCAUUGGCCUCAGCUCCAGCCGCUCCAGCUCCAGCCGUGGCCAACACUCCCACGAGCCCAGCCCCCGCAGUCAGUAUGAACCCUGUGGGUAGUGCACUUCCCUCAAGACCCGUCCCACACCCCUUCUCACACCUGCACAUCCACACGCAUCCACACCACUCGCACCACCUUCCCAUCCCUCCUGUGCCUCACCUGCCCCCGCCUCCAGCUCUCUUCAAGAGUGAGCCCCUAAACCACAGAAGCCAGAGCGAGGACACCUUUCUGAGGCACCUGGCGGAGAAGAACAGCCCAGCCCAGGCCCAGCAUCAUUAGCACCAGCUGGUGAGUCCCCAUGGUGAGUCGGCAGAAGGGCUGCAGCGGACUUCUCUGGGGCCUUCCUGUUUCCAUGGCCUCCGUCAGGGCCUCUGCCAUUGUCCUGGGGAACCACAAGACUGACAUGAGGGAGUGAGUAAGAAGACUGCCCUUGAAACCAGGGGAACCACCGAACUAAAGCCCAAUUUGCUUGCAUUUUCUGAUGACUUUUAUAAAUUUCAGAUACUGUGAUUGUGGGAUUUUAUAAUUUCAUAUCAGCGGAUGAGGUAUGCUUGCUUUUAUAUCCCGGUCUUCUCCUCAAAGAGGGGAUGGGCCUGGUUUCCUUUAUACUAAUCGGGAAGGCUGUGAGAUUAAUCCAGAGCAUUAACUGUAUCACUGUGUAUUGUAAUGAAUUCUUUUCAGCUUUUGGUGCUGGCUGCAGAGUCGCGCUGGCCUUGUUUCACACAAUAUCAAGCAUUAUAGAGAAGAUGGGAGUUUCCUUCUUUGUGUAGCUCUUUUAACACACUCUUUAUUUUACUACAGAAAUUAUUUUAGAGGUUUUGUAUAGACUUUAGUAGUCUGUUUCUAAAAUGAGAUGUAUUUCAAUAAGCUGUGUAAUUUUUUCAGUGUAGCUAAACCCAUGUUGUAAAAUAGAUAAAUUUUUAUAAUCAUCAAAAUGUGAUUCUUAAAGAUGCAUAAAUAACUUCUAUUUCAAAUGUAUUCUUACAUCCGUACAACUCAAAGGUGCUUCUGAGACUGGAUGUAUCUGAGCGGCUCACCAGACCAGGUACAAAAGCAAGGCUCAGUACAAAGUUAGUCCUUAGUGAGUUGAAAGUCUGCUGGGCGUUCAGUCCGUUGGGCUCACUGACACAGCCAACGUUGGUGUCCCUUUGAGCUACUCUGUGGAUUCAUUGGGGCGGUGAGUGGGAAUGGGGUCACCCAAAGUUAGCCAGGUUUAUAAUGUGAAUGGCGUUUGUGAAUGCCCUCUGGAGGAAGCAGCAGAGGUCAUUUCCUUUGACCACAUCUGUUUCUCAAUUUUCUUAGGAACCAUGUUGUACUCAGCUGUUAGGGGAAGAUGAAUUGGACCUCUUGCUUUGAGGUUCCUGUGUUUUCCGAGAGUUGUUAGAAGAAGCUGAUAUGGUGAACCGAAAUCACAAACGUAAUUGCUGAUCAUGACUGAGAAAUGUGGAUGAGAAGACAAGUUGGCUUUUGAGUUUUAAAAUGUCUGCAGUCUCUAAAACAUGGAUGUCCACAACUGACCGUUAUCUGCCAUUGAAACUGUAGUGAGAGGGAACCCUAGUUCUGCUGCCUGCCCUCUGCAGAGAAGUGGGGCUGCAGCAUCUUAAGUGAGGAAGGAACAGUGCCCUCACCUCUCCAGUGCAGCUUACUCGGUCAAGAUUUGGGGAGCUUGCACAGCAUGGUCACCCUGCAGUGUUUAUAUGGAAGGCCAAAGACAAGGGCUAACAUGGUAGUUUCAGUCAAGUGACGCGUGUGCACAGCAUAGCCACACGCUCUGUGUUCUUCUUCUCAGAGGCUGAGUUCUGAGAAUGGCCCCUGCCUUCUGCCUCUCUCCUCCUCAUCUCUCUGUCCUCAGGUUCCUAAAUCAGAACCCUAGCUGUUACUUAUCCCUCUGUGAUACUAAAUGCACAGAUAUGCGUCACGCACUUUUUUUCUGGUUACUUAACUCUGCAGUGGGGACACACAGACUCUGGCCCGAGGUUAGGUCACACUCUAAAUAGUUCUCUUUGGUUUACUAUUUCUAGAUUUACUCCAGUUUUGCCCUUGUCUUCUCUAAACAUAGGAAAAAUUGUGUGCUGAGUCAGGAAAGCAUCUCAGGACACAAGCGCUUUCCCUACAGUUUCUAGCCAUGAAUUUUAAUGAAUGGCAUUUUUAAUAUUUGCAUACAUUCUUAGAACCCUCACCUACCCAAGGCAAACAAGGAAAUAGAUUCCUUUUCUGAAUGUCGUGACUGACAAGUCACCCUCCCCCCCACUUACCUCCACAGUCUCCUUUGCAUCCUAUGGGAAGUCUGCAAACCCACACUUUGAUGUUGGCAUAUCAAUAUUUCAUGAUUCAGCCUAUAACAUUAAAAUAUUUUUAUCGAAAAGGUAUAAAUUGUACCUAAGUUAAUUGGUUAUACUUUAUCUUAUACUAAUGAUUUUAUAAUAUGAGGCUGAGAUUCUGAGUUCUAGACUUGAGGCUGUUGAAUUAAACCCAUUCAAAGGUUAUACUAUGAAUACUCAUUGAGAAAUUCAGGUAGUCAGUUCUGACUUCUUUAUUCAAAUGACUAUAGCCAUAAGAAACUGUCCUCCACAUAGGAAACCCAGUAAGUAGCAAGUCAGUUAGCAUCGCUAUCCUUAACAGAAGCAGAAAAAAAGAAUUUAAAGCAAUGACUUAGUCCUACCACACUAUGUCAUUCUUACUGAAAUGUGGGACAAUGUAGAAAUGCCUUUCCUUUUUCUGGAUAAGUAUAUCUUCCCUUAUUCAAGAAGUCUGCUCUAAAAAAUGACUCUAAAAGUGUCAUGUAUGAAUGAUGGGCACACGCACGACAAGAUCCAUAACAGAAAUGCUUCCGAGUCAGAAACCACAGGGUCGCACCUCACAGGUAGGCACUUCAGCUGCCGAAGACGCAAACUCAGGGUUGGUGACGUGCUGGCUGUGCUAGCUACUAAGGUUAAAGCCGCAGUGUGUGCCGUGCUCCCCCACAUGCACUGUGGUGCCCUGGGAGUUCUGCAGAACCUGUUCCGUUCUCGUUACCUGUCCAGGGGAAAAGACCUGUGGAUGUUCUAGGCCCGUAUCUGUACUGUUGUCUCAUAAACACAUCACCACAUUUCAGAACAAUGCAUUUGAAAUCAAGGCUUUCUCAUUACGCCAUUUUGUACUAUCUUCAAAGGCUUUUGUUGUUGCAAGGAUUACUUACUUAUAUGUAGACCACGCUAGCCUUGGAUUCACAGCCCAAUUGCUGGGUCUAAAGGAGAGAGCCACAACCAGCCCACCCCAGAAUUUUGUUGUUGUUGGGGUUCUUGUUUCAUUUUUUGAGAAAGGGUCUUUCACUUAAUACCUAAGCUGGAGUUGAACUCCCCAGUGCAUGUAGACCAUGGUUAGCCUCAAACCCAUGACUCCCCCCACCUCAGCUUCCCAAGUGCUGGGCUCAUGGGUACCUGCUCUCCACUCUGCCUGGCUUCCAUAGGAUGUUUUCGGGCGGCAUUACAGUUUUGGAGGUUGAACAGUGCAUCUUUUGUUUCCUCGUCAUAGAUUUACCACUAGAUACAAACUUUCUAACCUGUUGAAAGGCUGCUGCUCUCAAACUGAGUCAGGUUCACACUGGGUUAGAGUCAACCGGAAUGGAAAGAAGAUGGACCAUUUAAAGCACGUGGCUUCAUUUUUCUGUGUGUUAUUUUGGAUUGGUUCUUAUUUUUUGCAAAUAGGGAAGUCUCCACAUAAAACUUUAAUAACAUUCAAAGAAACCUUUGGAAAUCAUUUCCAGGUACUGUCUUAGUCACACUCAAAAUCAGUCCCUCAACAGAGACUUUCCAGUUGUCCAGUCAUGCACCCAUACACCCCAGCCCACAUACACCCCAUACACCCAUACACCCAUCACCCCAGCCCACAUACACCCCAUACAUCCAUAUACCCCAACCCACAUCCCUACCACUUCUCACCACAGGCCAAAUCUUCGAAGUUUUGAUUUUUAAGUUCUUGAAAAUCUUUUUCAGUUUUAUUAUUGUUGAGUGGAUAUGUGUUUAAUUUCGUUUUUAUUUCCCUGGAAGAUUUAAAUUUUGAAACUAAAAGGCAGAGAAAGAACUUCCACUGCAGAGGCGUGUGUGUGUGUGUGUGUGUGUGUGUGUGUGUGUGUGUGUACGCACGCGCACACACACAUGCACUCAUGAGUGUGCAUGUACAUAUAUAUGGAUCUAGUCCCUCUUGGAGAUUUUGGUUAGGAAAACAUACUGUGGUAGGUGAGUUUUUGUAUUUAAAGAGAGAAAAACUAAAACUUCCAUUAAAAGAACCCCUGUUGGGGUUGAGGAUUUGGCUCAGUGGUAGAGCGCUUGCCUAGCAACUGCAAGGCCCUGGGUUCGGUCCCCAGCUCCGAAAAAAAGAAAAGAAAACAAAACAAAACAAAAAAAACCUGUUUCAGUUAAAGGAGCCCCUCUGUUUAAGCUGCUGUAUGAAAUACCACUUUUGUUACUUUGUUCCACAUGAUAGAGAUUCUGGUGCUAUUCCGCAUGUGGAGCACGUCAUGAAAAGAGAGGGUAUGUUAGAUCUCACCAUUUUAUCAACUAAAAACACAUCCUCUGGGAUUCUUAAAAUUCUAAAGCUGAGCAAAGAAUUAUCAGGUUUUUAAGUUUUUUCUUUACUUAAACCAACUUAGAAUUUUUCCCAGGAGUUCUCUCUUUCCAUUUUUUUUCUUUUUUAGGAAUAAAAGGUCAUAAGCUGUUAGAAAUAGUGGCGUCAUUAUGCAAUAACAAUUCACUAGCUAAUCUGAUUCUGUCCUCGGUAGCAUCUUGAGAAGCAAUGCUGACCUUCUAACCUGGAACUACCUCGAUAAAGCAGCCCAGAGAUCCUCGCUACACUUUCUUUGGAAGCCAUAAAAGUCGUCAGUGUGUCCACCUUCACAGUUGAAUACUUUUAUACUCGCUAGACCUUUUCAUAGACUUGUAGUCAGACCUUGCCUCAGAGGACAGCUUUUCCGAGACUCCGAGGAAAGUCAGACUCCUCAAAUGCUCCGACUCUGCAGCCCUAGCUUCAGUACCUUUGGUUUAAAGAACCAGAUGCCAUAACAUUCAAAAAGUUACACGUUUAACUCAAAACUACUGUGCAGACUACAGAUUCUAAAAACAAACUCCUUCUUGUUCCCUAGGCAGAGGACAUGUUGUUAUAAAGUGGGUCUCUCUCUCCACCCUGUUAACUCAGGGCUCCUGGCUGGUGUAUGUGUCAGGACAGUGUUCUUGAGUUGUUUCUAUGACUGUAGCACAGAGACAAGAGUACCUGUCCGUCUGAUCCCCUACUGCCAUGUGCAGCUUUAGUCUCAAUCACUCUGCUCUCGAGUGCCUUCAAAAAGCCCAUGUCCUGGAACCCUUUCCCAGUCUGAAUCCUACCUCUGAUUGCUUCAUUCUCCGUGAGUAUUGGAAUUCACCCUAUUCCAAAGGGCUCAACUACAAACUUGCUAAAACCUGGCUGAGGAUGACGAACACAUUUGUGUUUUGCUGCCCCUUGUCACUCACUGCUGGGUCACCUUUGUAGCUUCUUUGUAUCUUACUCCCCCCUCCCCAUACCACGUCUGGACUAGAGCCAUUGUCCCCUCACCUUCUAGUCUUUCAGCAUAGACCAGCUGUUCCUUUAAAAAUCUAAGGUCACCCAGUGGGUCUCUGGGCCACCCUGUCCUCAUCUGAUGUCUUCCUGAGUACCUAUCCUGCCUGAUGCCGCCCGGGUGCAUAUCCUCCUUCCCAAACACUUACAGGGUUCUCCCCAUAACUUCAGCUUAGUCCUAGGAAUGGAAGAGUGCUCUCUGGGGUUAAUAAAAGCCCUGUCUUGAUUUUUGAUCAGCCCCUCUCUUCAGCCACCUGUCCCCCUCAUCAGUCCCAGUUUAUUUUCUUUCCUAGUUGUCCUCUUAUACAUCAUUUAAAAAGUGUGAUGUCUAAUAAAUGAAAGACAUGAAAGGAGGAAAAAGGAAACCGAAGUGUGCUCUGUGUGUAGCACGUGCACUUCAUUGAUAAAAAUUGCUUCAGCAACUGGCUGGUCUUUCAUAUCCCAGAUUAAGUUUGGGCUAUGUAAUGGGUUGAUUGUUCCCUCCUAAGGUGAAAACAGAUGAACUCUUUCAGUGAGGAAUUUGGAUUGUUUUCCCUUGUAGACGAAUGAAGACUAUUGAGUAUUUUGACCUUAGUCAAAGUUUUGCUUUCUGACUGAUAUUCUCUUUCCAGUUACUGGUACCCAGGCAUCCAAGACUGAUGGCUGCAUGAGGCAGGGGCCUUUAAAAGGCAGCUAGUGAUGGUUUUCAUCCUUUUUGUCUGGGGACAGACAGGAUGCUAAUUGGCAGGACAGUGCCAAGUUAGGAGAAUUGGUUUGAAAAUAGAGAAGUUGAGACAUUGGGAUGUUUCACUGGCUGCUUAGAUUGAGGGCGGAGUGCAGACUGCACAGGGUAGAGUGUGCUGUGGAAAUCAUUAACAUGUUCUAGAGUGCUCUCCGCAUCUGCCUUUGCCCAUUGCUGACUACAGAGUCAGUCUUAAGAACUGGGUGCCUGGACGGAUCUGCUUUUAAAUUGGUUACUUUUCUCUGCAGUGUCCAGGCCUUUGGAUCGUAUGGGAGCGCCAUACUUACCCGUCACUGGGAGACCCAUACCCUUUGAGGAUGGCUGCUUGUUGUGUGUCUCUUUUGGUCAAGUGUCAGAGUUCUUACCCCUCAGAAGUUUCCCAGUCACUGACUCCAGGUUACUUUCAUCCUUUUUGAGCUUCUCUGGUGAGAUUGGGCUAUGACAAAUUACUUGAAAAUGGUUUUAUAGGAAAUGGAGAUGUUCGAAAAUGGAUGGAAGCUGGGUUUUUACUUAAUGUCAGAGGAAAUCUAACCAAGAGCCUGCCUGUAUGGGUCUGAAAAGAAAGCAGCAGCAGCUUCUGCCUCUCUGGCCCCCUGGAUGGACACAGACGCUCCCAUCUGCCUUACCACACAGGGAGCCGGGCGCCAGAAACUGGGUCUCACGAAUACCUCGCAAGGGUUCUGAGGCUCUGGCUGCUUUGGAAGAUAUGCAUGAUUACUUGCGGAGUAGUGUGAUGUCUGUGUCUACUUCUCAAAUUGUAUCACUAGGUACAUGGCCUCAGAAAACCAGGUGAAUUAUCUUCCAGAAUAUGGGGGGUUGGGGGUAGGGAUGAGGGAUGGGGUUGUUUUGGGCUUUUGUUUCCUCUGCAGUACUUGUUUUGGCCAUAAGGGGUCAUAAAGUACUUUCUUCUCAGCUUUUAAGUCUCUUCUGGGCUAUCCCUUGGGUAACUGAUUGGAUUUGACUAAACAUUUUCCGGAUCACUAAGUUGAGCAGAGAUGGAGUCCUGUGUCUGAGGUCCAUGUAGCUCGUCAGGCAGUGUUACCAAGAAGCCUUUGUUAAUAUUGGUGAGACUGAAAGCUGGCCCUUAUAAAGGCUCCAUUGUUUACUAAAUGCAGAGCUAAAAGGUGACCUCCUCCCGUUCAACCCUCCAAAUCCCAUUGCAUCUCAGCCUGCCCUGUGUGUGGCAUCUGUGACAGCAGUGGGGACCUUUGGCGUAUGUGUGAACAUACGCUCUUUCACUUUGUCUGCUCCAAGUGGCUAUCUGACAUCAAGAGCAGAUCUUCCACCAGGGUGAGUGGGGAGGUCUCCCAGAGCAGGCAGGUGCCCGCCAGGCCUGGCCCUCUGCACCCGUUGCUUAUCUUUGGUCUCCUGGUCCUCUUCAGCUCUCUGGGAAGUUCAAUUGUGCCCAUUGCAGUGUCUCCAGAGGAACAGUUGGAUAUCCACUCAGGAAAGCACCAGCCUGAGAGUAUUUACCUUGUAGAGUCAGGAAGCAUUUACCUGUGGAAGGGUCUCUCCACUGACUUCUUCCUGGUCCCUCUUCCCCCAGCAAGAGCCUGAGCAAUGCCAGACACAGAGUGGGGGCUCCUUGUAAUUCCAGCCCAGGCAGAAGUGGAAGGGAAGCUGUGACCAGGUUGGGCAGUAGGUGGCUAGGUGUUGUCCCCACAGUUCUGCGGUCACUUGCACUUUCUCAUUUCUUAAAGGAAGUCCAGUUUUCUUGCCAGGAAUCCUUAGCCUUAGGUUUACAAAGCUGUUGAAUGUUCGUCCAGAGGAGUAUAAGAAGAUCUAAGACUGCGUCUAGUCUAGGACGGGAAAGUCUCUCCCUUACCUCUGUAGAGGGUGUUGAAGGUCAAGUUGGGACUCGGUGAGGGAAGGCACCUGUCAUGCUGUAAAGAAAAUUAGAGGGCCUUCCUUCAGUUGGGGUAGGGUGAGUGAUAGGCAGGGAAGAGUCUACUAGGAGGGGAAGGAGGGAGAGGGUUGCUUGGCCCAGGGAGCUAGCUGCAUGAUGGAGCCAGGAGGGCUCUGGGCUGGUCCAGGAUGCCGGGCUCCCCUUAGUCAUCUUUCUUCCAAGCAUCCUGUCAGAUGCCCGCUGUGACGGUCUUCUUCCCUGUGUUAACUAUACCAAUAUUAUUUUUUUAGCAAUGGAAAUGCACUUUUUUUUAUUUCAACUCAAUCAUGAUUUUAAGUAUAAAAAUUUAUAGAUUGUUAAAACUACUUUUUUGUGUAUUUUUAACCACUCAAUGUAGCAUUGUAUAUUUUAUUCUUAUUAAGACUCUGGUACAAGGUGUGCCAUUUAAUGAUUCUUUUUUUUCCAACAUGCUGGGCCUUUGGAUGUGUACGGUAACCAACUUCAUGCUAAUGUUCAAAGUAAAAAAAGAAAAGUAGCCAUA
This is a messenger RNA of Rattus norvegicus (Norway rat), 10858 nucleotides long. RefSeq names its product zinc finger protein 652 (gene Zfp652). The record is from RefSeq and is a predicted model, not a curated record. Gene Ontology annotation, cellular component: nucleus. Lineage: Eukaryota; Metazoa; Chordata; Mammalia; Rodentia; Muridae. Gene Ontology annotation, biological process: negative regulation of transcription by RNA polymerase II; regulation of transcription by RNA polymerase II. Gene Ontology annotation, molecular function: DNA-binding transcription repressor activity, RNA polymerase II-specific.